AUGCCAACACCAUCAAGUGGAAUAGAAUCAUCUAAUCAAACGCCACAGGACCAAAAUGACCAUCAUCACAAGGGUAUCCCCUCUGCUUCUCCUCCACCAAUGCCAAUAAAAUCCAAAUCAACUUCAAAUUUACCUACAUUAACCGAUACCAAACCAACUCUAUUCCACGAUUCAGAUGUCAUGUCCAGUGUAACUACUCCAAUCCACCAAGCACAGCUUCAUCGUAGUCACGAUUUGAUAGAUUUAGGACAAGAAGAAACUAAUAUCCCUGACCCAAUUGCUGCUGCUUCUCAUCAACCACAGUCGGUACACAGUUUACCACCAUUACCUAGAGAAGAAAGCUAUAUCCCUAUUGGUCAGAUCAUAUUACGGUAUUUGGAACGUUGGAUACUUGGAUUAAUUGAAAGGCAUAGAAAUGGGCCAUAUUUUUAUCCUAUUGCCAUUACAGUUGUUGUAGUGGUUGUAGUAUUGGUGUUGACACUUGUAUUUACUGGUAAUUUCAAUGCUUUGAUGAGGAUCUUACAACAUUUGAUUUGUGAAUUGAUUCAACAGUUUAAACCUUCAUCCACAAUUCAAUUCUGCAUGUAA
Molecule: messenger RNA, 588 nt
Organism: Lodderomyces orthopsilosis Co 90-125
Lineage: Eukaryota; Fungi; Ascomycota; Pichiomycetes; Serinales; Debaryomycetaceae
Exons: 1
Coding region: 1-588 (195 amino acids)
Source: RefSeq, a predicted model, not a curated record